AUGCACGAACUUCCGCACCCGGAGGAUGCAAUCGCUACCUCGAGGUCUUCUGGCGUCUCCACAGAGCUGGCCGCAGCGGAUGAUCGGUGCCAUCAUGGCUUGCCGAAGGUGUCCGAGUCCUCAGCCGGCGCAGAUGAUCCUGGCAGCUUGACAGAUAACGGCGCAGGCGACGGCGCGGGGCAGGGUAGCUUGCCACAGCAUGCCAACCGGGACUCGUGCAAGCCGCCUCAGCACCCGCCUGGGGUUCACAGCAGCUCCUGCGCUGCCGGCGACUUGACUCGGACCGAGAGGCUGCUGCAGCUGCAGCAUAGUCUGCCUCGGCAGCAGCCCGCCGUUGAGGGCACUGCGAUCCCCCCGCGGGCAGCCGCGGAGCCUGCUGGCCCGGAGCAGCAGGACUCCAGCGCGGCCGCUGGGCAAGUUCGCCAGGCCUCUGGCGCAGCACUCGGCAAGGAGGCCUGCGAGGACAUCCGGCCGCCAGGGCCCGUGGCACCUGGGCCGUGCGACCAGCUGCGCACCUGGCCACAGGAGGCCCCCGAGCACGCAGCCGCAGCCGCGGGCUCGGAGCCCUGCCACCAGGGCGCCGGCGCGAGGCUCACGGCGGCGCGCGCGAGGGAGCGCGCCGGCGGCGCGCGGGAGGGCUCCCCGCAGCAGCUGCGCCUCGACGGCCCCGCAUGCCGGAAGGAGCCCUCGGAGCCUGCUGCGGCCUGGAGGGCCCCCGUGGACACGGGCGCGAGCGCCGCCAGCACCAACGUCAGCGGCGCCAGCACCACCGCCAGCGCCAGCGCUGCGCCCACGGACGCCGCGGACGCCCUGGACGCGGCCGCCAGCUGCGUCGGGAGCGAGAGGAUCCGCAGCUGCCUCCGCGCCGAGAUCGAGCGCCUGCAGCGGCAGAGCAGGAUCGAGCUCCGGGCGGAGGCGUGCCCGGAGGCGGCGGCCCCCGCGCACGCCCCGGCCGCCAGCCCUCGGCAGGAUCCCCUGAGCGGGUGCCUGGAGCAGGUCCUCGCCGAGCUCGCCUCCGAGAGGAGCGAGCGAGAGGCGGUCGCCGCCGCGGUGGUGCGGCUGGAGAAGCGGCUGGCCGAGGGGGUCGCCUCCAUCAGCGAGGUCGCCGCGGCGCGGGUCGCCACGGACUCCGCGACGGACACCAUGAUGGGCGCGCUGAGAGGCUGCGUGGACGAGCUCCGCGACCAGUGCGGCUGGCCCCCAAAGAGCGCGACCCCCUGGUCGCGCCAGCUGGCUUCCACCAUGGGGGAGGCCAUCGUACGGCAGCAGAGGGAGAUAGAGGAGCUCCGGGGCUACGUGGAGAGCGCUCGGGCUCAGCAGGACGAGCAGCAGCGGCACGCGCGGGCGCUGGCCUCCAGGAUGGACGAGAUGGAGGAGCACACGAAACGGGUGGACAGGGAGGUCGCGGCGCUGGAGAAGAGCUGCAGCAGCAGGCAGAGCAAGCUGGAGUUCUCGGUGCAGGCGCUGCAGGAGAGCGUGGCGAAGCUGAGGGUCUGCAAGGAGGAGUCGGACAGCGUCGUUGGGCUGACGGCCACCGUCCAGGCUGUCCAGAGCCAGCUGAGGAAUAUCCAGGGCGAGUGCGGGCAGUUCCGCAGUGCGGUGGCCGCGCUCUCGGAGCAGCAGCAGCGGCUGCAGCAGGCGCCCACGCCAGCGCGACAGGCCACAGCAGCGAAGCAUGACACGGAGAUGAUGCAGGCGCUGUGCUCGGUCCUGGAGCGGCAGCAGCAGCUGCAGGACGCCCACCAGCGCCAGGAGAGCGACCUGGCCGCCCUCCGGGGCGCUCUGCUGGAGGGCGAGGCCGGCGAAGGGAGCGCCGCGCCCGCUGCCCCCGCCGCCGAGCGGGCUUCCGGCGCCGAGCAGGCUGCCAGCGGCAGCCCUGCGCCGGAGCUCCCGGGGGUGCGGCCGCGGACCUCGGCGGCCCCCACGGCCGCAGACGCGCCGGCGGGCCGCGCGGAGGCCGCCCGGCAGGUGGAGCCGCUGGGCGCCCUGCAGGCGGAGCUGGGCGCAGUGGCAGGCUCGGUGUCCCGGCUCGCCGCGCAGGUGGAGCACCUGCGGUCGUGCCGCAGCUCGCCGUGCUCGUCGCUCUCGCCGCACGCGACGCCGCACAAGCCCAGCCUCAGCGGCGCGCCCGCCCAGUCGCCGGCGGCGCAGGAGCCCCAGGGCUCCCAGGGCGCGGAGGUGUGCCGGCAGCUGUCUGCCGCCAUGGAGGCAGCGGGCUCCCCCGCAGCUCCGCCUGCGAUCGCCUCGGGCCCGGGGCCGACGGCGGCCUGCGCAGUGGAGGGAGCGCAGGCGCUCCGCGAGCAGCUCGCCGUCCUGAUGGCCAAGGUCCGGCAGCUCCCCCCCGCCGGCGAGCCGCCCGGGGGCGCUGGCGGGGAGGUCGCCGGGAGCAUGGGCAAGCAGGACGCGGGCAAGCAGCAGGGCCCAGCGGUGCCCCCCGGCUUCGACACGCUGCAGGCGCGGGUGAGCUCCUGCGUGCCGAGUGCCUCCGGCGAGAAGAAGGCACCGAGCCCGCGGAAGUGGCUCACGGAGCCCCUCGCGGUGGCGGUGGGGCGGUUCAGCUCGGGUACCCCUGGGAGCCUGGCGUCGUCGCCCCGUUCUGUAAUUAACGCUGCAGGUGCAUGAAUUGGCAAACGUUCCUCACUAU
Molecule: messenger RNA, 2644 nt
Organism: Prorocentrum cordatum
Lineage: Eukaryota; Dinophyceae; Prorocentrales; Prorocentraceae
Source: the annotation of a GenBank genome assembly